Molecule: messenger RNA, 1605 nt
Organism: Trypanosoma brucei brucei TREU927
Lineage: Eukaryota; Euglenozoa; Kinetoplastea; Trypanosomatida; Trypanosomatidae
Exons: 1
Coding region: 1-1605 (534 amino acids)
Cellular component (GO): centrosome; spindle pole
Source: RefSeq, a predicted model, not a curated record
AUGGAGUUUCCGCAAGUCACAUGUGAUGAUGUGAAUGCUCUCGUUCAAAUGUGUUCAAUACCGCACGAGACGGCCAUCACGUCGCUUAAGCAAUGCUCGUCAAGUUUAUUUGUGCUUCUCUAUCAGCGGUUGUUCAACUGUACAAUCGUGGGCAUCGAGAGCUCUCCCUAUACUGUGGAGCAGAAGAAAUGGAACGUGAAGUGUGUUCUGAAUGAAUUGUGUGCCAAAUGCGGUAUGAAUGUUGAAGGGAUCGACGCUGAGAAAAUUGUCCAACUCAAUGAAGAGCACAUUAGUCGCCUUAUCGCACUUUUCCUUGAAAUUGCAAACCGCAUGAGUAUCCAUACCGGCGCCGGGCGCGGUGCGCUGCCUGUUGGCGCAGGUUUAACUGCUCCCACACCAUUUCCAGCCGCUGCACUGCGACCCAAGUUGGCUGAAGUUCCACGUGAUCCCGCGGAAGAUGGGACUUGGUAUCCUCCAGCUGCUGCAACACAUGUAUUACCUACACAUUUGAUGAGACCCGUCCACGCGGCAGAGGGUCAUAUGAGAGCUGCUGUUCAGGCAUAUUUGCAUCACAAUGAAUCCUCUUAUCGAGGGCAUCACGACUCUGCUCAACUUGGGGAUGCAGUGGACAGUGCGCAUGAAAAACAUAAGGACAACCACGACUCUAUGAGAAGUGGCAGAAAGUUUUAUGCCGAUGUAGUUGAAGCUGAGAUGUCCGUGUCCGAUGUUGCGAAUAGCGGUGACGAUGACAAGGCAACUUUGUUAGAUGAAGAGGAUGAUGGUGGAAGCGGCGGGAGUUUUGUAAACACGGAGGAAAAGGAGAUUCCCACAAGUCAACUCGUAGAGGUGUGGAGCGCUCAAGUCAUUCCACCGAAGCGACAUAUCGGCAUGGGAGACUCCCCAGACCUAACGGAAUUACGUGGCCAACUAACCGCUAUGGACAAGUGCUUACGGAGAGGAGAACAACGAAGGGUUCGGCUCCGCCACCAACAACGUCAGCAAAGCGCGGCUCAAAACCAGCGAGGUCAUAUGGAUCCGGUUAGUGAUGGUGUCAGUGCUCAAAUGUGGCGUGACAGGCGCGCAAUAGCUUCAGCCUUCUUGCCCCAUGGCCUCAAUGUUGAUACCAUUAAAGGAAACAAAUUUUAUGAGAAGCAACCGAGGCGGAUGAUCGACUAUGAGCGUAGAAAUGAGAAGAUUGAAAUGCUCCGUUCGGUAAGGUUUAUUGAUGAAUUAGAGAGGGAAGUCGGUCGCAAGAUGGUGCAGCAGCAUCGAGAUACUACAAUGAAGCUUCGGGAGGAAGUUAAAGCCGCAUUGGAACGGGAUCGACAAGAGGUUUUGGAGCGAAGAAGGCUUAUUCGUGAAGAGGAUCAAAAAUACCGCAACGCGUACACCGCAAUUCUCACUGCUGCCAGUAAUGAUUUACGUAUGACCAAGGUACUGAUGCUAGAGCGAAUGCAACAUCUUGCUCAGCAACAUGCCCUUUCAUUACGAGAAAGUCGCCGUAUGUGUCAACUUCUUAAGCGGGAGAGUAAAGAGCGGGUUCGUCAUGACCUCCUCCGCUACGCAAGUGCCGUGACGGAGUGGCAAUCACAUUUUGUUAUCUAA